Molecule: messenger RNA, 1002 nt
Organism: Penicillium cinerascens
Lineage: Eukaryota; Fungi; Ascomycota; Eurotiomycetes; Eurotiales; Aspergillaceae
Product: trafficking protein particle complex subunit 13
Exons: 5
Coding region: 1-1002 (333 amino acids)
Cellular component (GO): TRAPPIII protein complex
Source: RefSeq, a predicted model, not a curated record
AUGGCACGCCCACGAGCGGCCUCGGGCGCGGAUGCCUCGAAGGAACCUCAUGCGGUCUCUCUUAAAGUCCUACGUCUCUCGCGACCUUCGCUGUCUUAUCAAUCCCCUCUCCCCGCGGCCAACACGAAGAUAUCACCAAAGGCCUCUUUAAGCCACCCAUCCACAGAAUCCGAUCCUCAAUUCAUCCUCACCCCUAAUCUCACUCUUCCCCCAGCAUUCGGAUCAGUCUACGUCGGAGAAACCUUUGCCUGCACCCUCAGCGCAAACAAUGAAAUUGCCAGCGAAGAGACAGGACGAGCCGUGACAUCGGUGCGAAUCGUGGCGGAAAUGCAAACCCCUUCCUCCGUCGCAACUCUGGAACUCGACCCCGCUGGUGACGCGGCCCAGACGGACGGACUCCAGACUGGCGAGUCCCUCCAAAAGAUCGUGAGGUACGAUCUCAAGGAGGAAGGAAACCAUAUCCUAGCUGUUAGCGUCAGCUAUUCGGAGACUAGACUCGGCCAGGAUUCUCAGGCGGCUAGCAACAGAGUCCGGACCUUCCGCAAGCUGUACCAGUUCGUCGCGCAGCCGUGUCUCAGUGUACGAACCAAGGCAUCCGAACUUCCUCCGUUGGAGGUAGAUAACAAGUCGCUGGGCCCUUAUGGGAAAACGCGUUUACUCCGCUUUGCCCUGGAGGCGCAGCUAGAAAACGUGGGAGAUGGCGCGGUCGUGGUCAAGCAAACAAGGUUGAAUCCCAAAGCACCGUUCAAAUCCCAAUCGCUUAAUUGGGACACAACUGAAAACGAGUCCACACCACCAACCCUAAGCCCGCGCGACGUGUUACAGGUUGCAUUCUUAGUGGAACAAGAAGAAGGUCGACAGGAGGGCCUCGAAAGUCUACAAAAAGAUCUGAAGCAGGACGGCCGCGCCACUCUGGGCCAAUUAUCGAUUGAGUGGCGCGGUGCCAUGGGCGACAAGGGGUUCCUCACAACGGGCAAUCUGAUGAGCAGAAAACGCACCUGA